AUGGGACAAGGUGUUUUCCAAAUUUUUGGAUUUCCAAAGAGUGUCGACUAUUCUAUUUCACACUGGCUUCAAUCUGUACAAGAUGACCCUCUGUUGCAACAUCGAACGACACCGGAGUUGCCUCGGUCUGCAGAUAUCGUGAUCAUUGGAUCUGGUAUGACCGGGACAACAAUCGCUCAGAACGUUGCGAAAACCUGGCCCGAAGAGAAAGUGGUCGUUCUUGAGGCUCGUCUUUUCUGCUCCGGGGCUACCGGUCGAAAUGCUGGCCAUUGCAAACCUGACCAGUGGCGAGGUUUCACAGACUACGAGAAAGAUUUUGGUACGGAACAGGCUAUAAAGAUCUCGCAAGUGAAAGAUGCACAGGCAUGUUAUGCGUGGUCGGCAUCAACACUACACCCAUGGAAACUUGCGGCACACAUUAUGCGUGAUAAUAUCGAGAAAGGUAUUAACCUUCAGACGAAUACUGUAGUCACCGCUGUUAUCCGAUCGGAACAGUAUCAAGACAAGUGGGUUGUGAAAACUGAUCGGGGCGAUAUCGAAUGUUUAAAGGUCGUUCACGCAUCCAACGCUUAUAGUUCUGCACUCGAACCGUCUCUGCGCGGUUUGAUCACUCCAUGCCCUCACAUGUGCAAUAGAGUUACAAUUCCCAAAGAUAGUAAGAAUCUCUCAGCUUUGAAAGGCUCUUACGGCAUUCUCCUCGGGCAAGACAAUCUGAUUACCAUCAAUCCCCGUCUCAAUGGAGACGGUGCAAUUCUUUUCGGCGGCAGUAACCCGGGUCAAACUGAAUUCUGGAAGUGGCUUGAAAAGAAUCCGUACCGUUACAUUGACGACGGUAUGACCGGAUUCGACUCGAUUUCUAAGGCUAUCCACGAAUUCGCAGUAGAAGAGUUAAAAGGAUGGUCGACCGAAGAUAUCAUGAAGCAAGAAGAGACCUAUAAGAACGCCUGGAGUGGCAUUCUCGGGCUUACGGACUUCCAUUCAUUGGGCAGUUACCUGGACUUCCAGGCCAGUGGAUUUGCGCUGGGCACCAUGGACAUCUGCCUCGUGGAAGAUCCAGUAACGAGGACAUAUCGGCCACGCAAUUACGUUGAAGGCUUAGAAAAACGCGUGGCUUUUCUCGAGAACUUCCUAAAGCAAUACCAUCCAGAUCUUACCACUAGCAACUUGUCUGAACAUCAUGGAUCUCAGCCAGAAUAUUCCCCAACCCCCUUGCCUUCGGCACAGCAACACAUUGAACGCUCCAAUCAUCAACGUGUCAAUCAAUCGGUCUCAUCCAGGACUAAAGACGAUAAUAUCCAGGAAGACGACGACGGUGUCGAAAAGCUGGCAUCGAAGGUCGGCCUGCUAAGCCUGAGUGCAGCUGGAGCAGAGCCUCAAUACUUAGGCACAUCUUCCAUCUUCGCUUUCUCUCGGUUGAUCAAUUCGACUCUCCGUCAAGUGGUGGCUCCCGACCUGGCCACGACCAGGGCGCUCGAUACGACAGAGGACCGUUACCACCGGAAUACGAAACACUUCGCAGCACCUGCAGAUGUGCUUAGGGCAGAACUACGCAAAAGAGUAUUUUGGUGCGCCUACGUGGUCGAAAUUCAAGCUGCCGUUAUGUUGGGGCGACCUCUAGGUGUCCCUUACCAAGAAAUUGAUGCUGAAUACCCGAUCGACAUUGAUGAUUCAUGCAUCACAGAUACUGAGCUUGUUGGUACACCACGAACUUCGCCAAGUGAUGCACCAAACAACAUGACGAGAGCGAUUCAUACGUUUCGAAUUCGACGGCUGUUGAGCCGCAUUCAUACCCAUCUUUACUCAAGACCUGAUCCGCGUUGUUUUGGAAAGCAUAGCCAGCAGAUAGACGUACAGAACAUCCGCGCCGAGAUCGAAGAAUGGCGCGCAGAAAUUCCUCCCCCCGCUUCCCACGCCAACGAGGAGCUGGUCUUGUUUACAACCGAAGAUUGGUAUGAUCUAGAAUAUAACUACACGAUAUUACAGCUCUAUCGUGCGCAGAUUAUUGAUCACCGGGCAGAGACUACGGAUGGUGCAUUCUUGGAUUGUGUCAGGGCCGCAGAGAGUAUUUGUCAAAGCUAUCGUCGCCAAUUCGUGGGGAAACGACAGAGCUGUACCUGGACGGCACUCCACGAGCUUUUCCUUGCAGGACUGACAUUUCUUCAUUGUCUUUGGACGUCGUCUGCGGCUCAGGACGCAUGUGGUUAUGGAAAGGCAAACGCAACAUGUAAUGACUGUAUCAUCACAUUGGUUGUUAUGGCUGAACGAUGGGACGCCGCUGCGCCUUACCGGGAAAUAUUUAUCGCACUUGCAAACAGAACAAUGUCAAUGAUGAGUGAUAGGAUCGUUGAAAGUGCUUCUAGGAGCAUGACAUCGGCUGGUCCCGAGAAUCAUGACAAGGAGGACGUAACUGAAUGGAUGAGAAUUGUGGCCGAUGCAGGUGUGCUUAGGGGAUAUAAUGGGCUUCUGACUGGUCUGACAAGGGAUUGA
Talaromyces amestolkiae is the source of this 2487-nucleotide messenger RNA. RefSeq lists its product as uncharacterized. The record is from RefSeq and is a predicted model, not a curated record. Gene Ontology annotation, molecular function: oxidoreductase activity; zinc ion binding; DNA-binding transcription factor activity, RNA polymerase II-specific. NCBI's taxonomy places the organism in Eukaryota, Fungi, Ascomycota, Eurotiomycetes, Eurotiales, Trichocomaceae. Gene Ontology annotation, biological process: positive regulation of transcription by RNA polymerase II; DNA-templated transcription. The transcript is spliced from 7 exons. The coding region runs from base 1 to 2487 and encodes 828 amino acids.